This is a messenger RNA of Nicotiana attenuata, 705 nucleotides long. RefSeq names its product probable glutathione S-transferase. The transcript has 2 exons. The coding region runs from base 15 to 680 and encodes 221 amino acids. Gene Ontology annotation, biological process: glutathione metabolic process. Gene Ontology annotation, cellular component: cytoplasm. The record is from RefSeq and is a predicted model, not a curated record. Gene Ontology annotation, molecular function: glutathione transferase activity. Lineage: Eukaryota; Viridiplantae; Streptophyta; Magnoliopsida; Solanales; Solanaceae.
UUAAAAAGUUAAGGAUGGCAAAAGAAGAUUUACGUCUAUUAGAUUUCUGGGUGAGUCCAUUUUGCAUGAGGGUAAAAAUUGCAUUUGCUGAGAAGGGUUUAGCUUAUGAUUCUCAAGAAGAAGAUUUGUUAGGUGGCAAGAGUGAGUUGCUUCUGAAAACAAACCCUAUUUACCAAAAAGUUCCUGUUUUAUUGGACAGUGGCAAGCCAAUAGUGGAGUCCUCAAAUAUUGUGUAUUAUAUUGAUGAGAAGUUUGCUACCCAAAAUCCUUUGCUUCCUUCUUGUGCUUAUGGACGAUCCAGAGCAAGGUUUUGGGCUGACUUCAUUGACAAAAAGAUUUAUGAAGCAGGAAUGGCUAUAUGGAGGAGCAAAGGAGAAGAACUAGAGAUUGCCAAGAAUGAUUUUAUAGACAUUGUGAAGAAACUUGAAGGAGCUUUAGGUGACAAAGAUUAUUUUGGAGGAGACAACUUUGGAUAUGUUGAUGUCAUAGCUAUUAGCAUGACAUCUUGGUUCCAUGCUUAUGAAAAAUUUGGAGGUUUUAAGGUUGAAAAAGAGUGUCCAAAAUUUGAUGCAUGGACAAAGAGAUGCCUUAAGAGGGAGAGUGUUGCUAGGGUUUUUCCUGACCCUGAAAAAGUUUAUGAGUUUGUUGUCAUGCUUAGGAAAAUGCAUGGCAUUGAAUAGCUUGGCAAGUCAUCCUACUCGAUCA